UUGAAAGAUGGCAACGAAAUAAGAGAAAAAUAUAAACAAAUGAAUCCAAAUUAUUUGUUCAGGCGGGAGCCUGUUGUUCAUUUAAAAAAAUAUUUUUGUUUUGAAAUUAGAAUUGUUUUUUAUUGAAAACUUUAUAUAAAUUGCCAUGCCGUCAAACAAAUUUGUUUCCAGAUUAUCAUAGAGGUGGAAUCUUUUUUUAUAAAUUUAGAAUCUUACAGAUUUCCCAGCAUGGGAGAUUUUAUUGAAGUAAAGUUGCGAGAUUGUCUUCAGCAGCUGAUAAAUGGUAAAGCAACAGACCGUAAAAAACAAGUUGAUGCCCUGAAAAAUUAUUUAACACAAGCUGCAUACACACAAUAUUUAACUAGAAGUUCCACCUUGAAAAGAAAUGCUCCUAAUCAACCCCAUCAUGGUUCCAUUCUUAUUACUUGGAAGAUAGUAUUUCAUAAAAUUAAGUCAUACCUAGAACAAGAAUGCAGACAACUGCAAGAAAGAGAGAGCUCCAGCUCUCUAUCUGAUGCUGUGCGAAAUAAUAUAAACAAAGAAAAAGGAAAGUGUUUGAGCUUGUUUCGUACUUUCAUUAAAGCAUUACACUCAAAUAAGCAGUAUGAUAUGGCUCAACCUAUAAUGGACCACAUGUUGUCAAUCUUUCAAGAACACUUUACUAAAGUUUCUUUUGGGUUAGAAUAUUCAAACAUGUUAUUAAAGUAUAUUUUGACUGAUCCUUUUAUGUGUCAACAAAUUCCCGCUACAACUUUUGAUGAUGCCAUAUGGAUUUAUUGCAAAGUUAUUAAAAAUCCCCCAUCAGGAUGGGAUAGGACGUCUCUCACACAAGUUUUAUUCCAUUUAUUAAAUACAAGGUUAAAUAUAGGGAUUCCUAACUUUUCCAAGCUUUUUAAGUUCUUCUCUUCAGUAUUUGAAGCUGUAAGGUCUGAACGAGCAUGUGGGCACCAUGAGAAUCUUCUUAAAUGUUUAAUGUUGUUUUGCCGAAGUUUAAAUAAUGACCAUCGCUUACAGCUUUGUGAACUUGGGGAGACUAUAUUGCCACCCAUAAUGCAAUUGUGGAAAACUCGUCCUUCUGACUCUAGUCAAGAAUUAAUGUUGGAAUUCAUAAGUUUUCAAUUAACUUUACAUCACCCAAAAGGACAUGCCACUGAAGACAAAGGUGCUGUAGCUCAUGAAUGGUCUUGUUGGAAGAAUCUACUGUUAAAUCUUUAUAAGUUAAUCAUUACUGAAAUAAUGGAGAUCUGUGAAAAAAAUAAGUACUCUUCCGGUAAGGAGACCAUUUUAAAACCAGUUUUCAUUUCUGUAACUAUUGAAAUUUGUGCUCAAGUGUUUGGUGAUUCUGUUGGCGCUUUAGAUGUAACGCAAUCUUCUUUUCUCAACGAUGGAUCUUUACCAUCUAAAAAACGGCGAAUCGAUGUCUGUUUUCGCACUUUGAUAGAAAGUUUAUCAUCAUCAAAAAUUGUUCCCUGGCUACAAAUUAUAUCUGCAUUUUUGCUGAAAUACUCUGAUGUGCUUUCCAAAAUUGAAGCUGAACAGCUGUUUGAUACUUUAAUUGACAUAAAUUUAUCUUGUAAUCAGUUUGAAACAAAAAAUUAUUUACUAAAUUGUUUUCAGUCUUUUGUUCAAGCAUUUGGAACUAAAUCUAAAUAUUCAAAAUCACAAUUUAAUUGGCAGAAGUUUUGGGAUAUUGGAAUCAAGUCAAUAGCUCUUAUGAGUCAAUGUCAUUCUGCAGGUCAUAAACUGCUUCAAGUUCUCUUAAUGCAUGAGCUUGUUGUUCCUAAAAAUGAUUUUCUUGCUUUAUACACUUUAGGUUGUAGUAAUCGAGUGUCUCAUGCAUCUUUAAAAUCUCUGGAAAUAUUUUUGAAGUCAUUUGCUUCUUCUAUUUCAAAUAAUAACUUAGGACUAAAAAAUUCUGUUGGUCAUGAAUCACGAAUUCUAGAAUGGCUUUUUUCUAAAAAAUCAGAAGAUAAUGCGGUGUUUCAAAUUCUCUCUGAUGAUGUUGAUAUAGAUGUUUUUGAAGUAUUUGCAGAGGUAGCUGCUUCUCUCCUUUUGCAGUCUAAUGAAAAUUAUGAAUGUUUUGUAAAAGAUGAAAUGCCAGACCAUCUCCAGUGGAUAAGUAAAAUGGAAGAUGAAUUACUUCAAUUAACAUUUAAUUUACCAGUUCAAGAGUUUAAGACUCCAAGUUGUAAAACACAGCUUACCCAAUCUUCAUUUUCUUCUAUAAAAAAUUCAGCUAUGAAGGAAAAAGUUCUUAGUUGCUUUAUUGAGGCCACUAGUACUUUAUUUGAAGAAAAAAACUAUAAUUCUCAAGUUUGUUUCACUCCUAUUUUUGUGAAAUAUGCUCUCUUACUGUUUGAAAUGCUCCAAACUUUUUACUUUAAAGGUGUUUUAAAAGUAGAAGAUUUACAAUCAAACCUUUUUAUUUCUCAUUUCAAAAAAGUUUUCCUUGCUGCUUUUGAACUAAAUCUAAAAGAAGAACGAAAACAUCCUGGAAAUAGCAUUGUUGUUCUCUUCAAAAGAACCAUUGAACGUAUUGUUUCAGUUUUCAAAAAUAAAAGGGACUCUCUUGAAAUUGAAGCUUUUGAUAAAUUCAUUUUUGCUGUUGCCAGUGUGAUACCUUCUGACAUUUUACAACUUCUUCUAAGUUUUAGUUUAGAGAAAAUUAGCGAUUCAGUAAGCAACUCAUCAUGUGCUCCUACUGAACUUCCUGGAGAAAAUGGUCAUGGUUUUAUACGCAAGAAGAAUAGAUAUGCUAUUGUAGAUGAAAACUUAGAUGAUGAAAGUGAAACUUUUGAACCCAAUUUGAAAUUUAUAGAUGCUGCUGGAUUAUUUGAUUGGGAUAGUUUAUCUGAAAAUUUUAAACAGCAGAUUCAGUGUCUUGAAAUUGUUGGUGAAUACUGCAGUUUCAUUACUGCUAAUACAGCUUAUAAAGUUCAAGGCAGCCUACCAGAACAAUUAUUACAGAAACUGUUACCCCUUGUUAAAGAAAAAAGUCAAAAUGUUAAGACUGUUUACGAUAUUCAUUUAGCAUUAUCAUCUUUGAAAUGUAUUUUGCUUAUGAAAUAUUUGGAGGAUGAUGUUGUGGAAUCUGUAUUAAAUGCUGUGAAAUUUCUAUUGAACCAAUUCAGUGGAAUGCAAAAUCUUUGCUCAUCUAUUCUAAAUAUCUUUCCUUAUCUCCAUUGUCAUAUUUUUCAGUCUUCCUCUUCUGUGAAACAGCAACGCAAUAAAUCCCGCUUUCUUUUUUUGAUUAAAAUAUUAUGCCAAAAUGAACUGGAAGAAAGUAAAUCACCUUCUAUUUCUCUUCUUGUCACCAAGAAUUUACAUUCUAUAUUAAAGGUAGAACCCACUGCAACUUGGCCAAGUGACGAUAAAGGACUAAAUGGCAGCUUUAGUGAUAACAAUACCAUUUUGAUGUCUUUUUCUAAAUUUUUGAACAGUUCCUAUGUUUCUGUACGUUUAUAUGUUUCUACUGAAAUAAACCAUUCAAUUCCCGUGACUUCCUUAGAAGCUAUUUAUGAAUUUGCUUGUUGUGAAAUCUUCAACUAUUUACAAAAACAGGAUAAACAUCCGGAUGAUUACUUAAACAGAAUUAGUACCUUUUUUCACUAUUUAAGUCAGUUAAUGUUGGAGUUUCCUUGUUUUACUAAAGAAUCUUUAUUCAUGAUAUGUAAAGUGGCUCACACAAAAAAAGUUGACCAAGAAUUAGUAUAUAAGGUUAUAAUGCAGCUAUCAUCUGUGUUCGGUUACGAUUCUCCAAGAAAUUUUAUUGAAACACACCUGGAGUAUAUCUUUCAUCGAUGGAUCAUGGCUAAAUACAGUUUGCUUGAAUUUCCCUUUGCUAUUCUUGAGGAUGUGAACUGCAAUGAAUUUUUAAUAAAUUGUUAUACAGUUAUAGUGCCUAUUCUAUUUUUCAAUGAUGAUAUGUCAUCAAUUUCUGGAAUCGCUGAUAGACUCAAACUGAGUACCUCAGAAAUAAUUUAUGCAAGUUUGCCAAAGAUACAAGCUAGAAUCCUAUCUUUUUGGCCACAGUCUAAUCUUAGGAAUAAAGCAACUAAAGCUAAAGCACUCCUAGAUUCUGUUGUGCCUGUUGAAGUUAGUGAAGCAACUUUUCAUAGCAAGCUAGAUUUGUUUUUUAUAUCUUUACUCUCAAUGUUGAAGGAUAGAGAAACUUCUCAUUUACCAAAAUGUCAAUUGACUGAACCAUAUUCCUUAACCUAUGAAGACCUAUUAGGAACUAUUUCUUAUAUUAUGUCCAAUCAAGAGUUUAAUGGAUCAUUCAUUGCAUUUUUGAACAUGCAAAAGGAUCGUAUUCAGAAUAUUUUAUUGUCUUUGGCCAUAAAACUUUGCAAUGCAGUUACAGCACAUCAAGAAGGACAUAUUUUGUUCAUGUAUCUCAGUUUCAUAGAGCUGCUUGCCCCCGAAAUCAAUGAUAUUUGUAAUUGCAACAUAUUUGUUAUAAAAGAAACUGUGUCUACUAUAAUUAACUUCAUGAAUGAAAAACAAAAGAAGCAGAAAAAAUAUGAAGCCUGUGUUAAAAAUUGCUGUGAUAUUCUGUACUGUUUAUUUAAAGCAACUAUAUCAAAUUUUAAAGAGACCAUUGGUGAGUUCCUACCUUUUAUUGUAAAUUGUUUGACUGCCUUUGUGAAUGAAGGUGAAAGUGGAAAAAAAGUGCUAUCUUUGUUGUCAUUUCUUGUUAUUGAAAAUUCUGACAAUUUUUAUGAUUACAUCCCAUUUUUGGACCCUUUUCCAAAUAAUCCUGUAUUUGAAAAUCUUACUUGCAAGUAUAAGGAUAUCAAGUAUAAAAAUGGAAGUCUCUCUUUAGAAAAGGAAAUUAUAAUUUUUCUGAAAUCGUGUCAAAUGAUGGGAAAGGGCACUGUUGAAGGUCUUCAGCAUUUAAAUGAACAGUUGAAACUGCAGCAGCUUGGACUGUUGAGAAUGUUAAAUUCUCUGAAAGAAAAGAUUUUAUUCUCUGAAAAUGUGAAAGUUUGUAUUCUACAUCAGUUAGUUUGCCAACUGACGUCUCUUUGUGCAUCUGAUGACGCAUCACAAAAGGUUCAAAAGGCAGCUAGUAAUUGUCUUGGGGCUAUAGGACCUGUAGCAUUUUCAUCUGUGGUUUUGCAACCAUCUUCAAAUGUGAAUAGUAAUGGGUUAAAUACUAUUCAGCAGAGCUAUCUAUCUGUCAUUAAUAUUCUUAUUGAAUAUUUGUUCCAUAAAAGAAUUGAUGUUAAGAAAACAGCAUCUGAAGUACUUAAGAAUCUAUUGGGAACGACAAAUGGCUAUUCAUUUUUUGUAGAGUAUAAAAAACACCACUCCACAAAUAACAUUCUAAAUUAUGCAUCUCCAUUUGUAUAUUCGCAGAAUGCAAAAAAUUUGAAAUCAACUUCUCAGUUUGCUGCCAAUCUUGAAAUAAUUAAUAAUUUGGCUUUAUGGAUUCCUUUAGAAAUGGAUCAUUCUGAGUGGAUUACUACAAUAGUUUGUUCUAUUUUAGAAAGUGGGCUGACUAAAAACAAUUUCUAUGAAUGCCUCGUUCCUAUGUGUAGAAUCAUGCCCAACUUCUGUGAUGAAAUUCUUCCACACAUAAUCUAUGCCAUAGUCUCACUUGGAGAUGAGUCUACUCAAGUUAUGAUUUCCAAUGGAAUCAAUGCCUUUUUUUCAAACUUUUCAUCAUGGUUCCAAGGCACAUCUUUUAAAAAUGGAAUUUCUCCAUCACCAGCUGCAGAUGUUAAAUUUUCUAAGCAAUCAGUACGGACAAUGUUGUCUGUACUACAUUAUCUGUGGUUGAACCCAAAACAACGAUCCAACUCAGAGCGUAAUGUAAUGAAGGAUCUUUGGAUAGAAAUUAGCUUCUUAGAAGUGGCUCAAGCAGCUCAAUAUUGUUCAGCAUAUUUCACAGCAAUACUUUAUACUGAACUUUGGUGCAACUCAAUGAGGGAGAAAAAUAGAAAUUCUGAAUCAGUUGACCACUCAGAUUCGUCAGGAAGUUUAGAAUUUUCCCCAUUGUCUUACAUUGGGUCUCAAGGGAAAGAUAAAGCUCAUCUAAUAUAUGAUAUAUUGCUUGACACAUAUUCAAAUAUUGGAGAUUCUGAUGCCAUUAGUGGUUGUGAAGUUGUUGCACAUGAUAGCCAAGCUAUUUUGAAGCAUAGUUAUUUCGUAGAGAAAAAUUUUGAUGGACUGCUGAAAAUUAGUGAUAUGAACUGUGCAAAUUUAGAAGUUCUUCAGGCUUUGCAAAAAAGUCAUUUGAAUUCAGUUCUUCAGAAUUGUAUCCAUUCUCUAAAUUCAGAAGAAAUUCCAGCUCAAGUAGUUGAAUAUCAAAGUGAAGCAGCUUGGAGGAUGGGGCAAUGGAAUUCGCCAAUUAUUGAAAGUUCUUCACAUGGUUUUCAAGAAUAUUUUUAUAAAAGUCAACAGAAUCUUGUUGUAGAUAAUAUUAGUAUGUUUGAGAACUUUAUGGAUUUAGCAUUACAAACACAAUUUGAUUGCUUGAAACAUACAAGUUUGGAAGCCACAAGAAAUAUUUUACCAGUCCUUAGCCAUGUUCAGAUGGUCUCUGUUUUAGAAGAUUUUUCCAAAGCUCAAUCAAAUGUUGAUUCUUUGAAGAACCUUCUUAAAAUUUGGUCUUUACAAGAUAGCAUGCCAUAUGAUUAUUUUGAAUUUGUGGAACCUGUUUCCUGGUUGAAAUGCAUACUUUUGAAACACCUUGUGGAUGUAAACUUAGAUAAACAGUUGCAAGGUAGAAAUAUUAUAAUAUCGGAACUCAAGUCUCUUUUAGAUGGUUAUGUAGUCAGAGCUCGUGAAGAACGUCAUCUCGAAGUUGCUGCAAAAGCUAUCAAUAUGCUUAGAUGUCUUCCUGGAUCAGACGAGGAAGAAAUUUUGCAGUGGCAGGUAGAAGACGCAAAAACUGUUUGGACUAAAAAAGAAUAUAGUAUUGCCAACAAAAUUUUAAAAUCUUCAUUGAAAUAUAUGGAAAAGUUUGCCAAGGAAAAUUCUGGUUUUGUUAUGAGCUAUGGUGAAGCUCUAACCUUACGAGGAAGAUGGUUAGCUGAAACUUGCUGCGAAAAUUCCUCUGUUAUUAUGAGAGAUUAUUUAGAAAAAGCUGUUGAUGUACUUCAGGAGGUGACUAAUAAAAGUGACAAAUAUAAUUCCACUUUAUGUGAUGCAUACUUAGCAGUUGCUCGUUUCUCUGAUGCUCAGUAUCAAAGUAUUAUUAAUUAUCAAAAGUCAACGGCAUAUCAAACGAAACAGGAGUUGAUGAUUUCAUCAAAAGAAAAAGCUAAAGAAUUAAGAUUAAGUGAAAAUACUGAAGACCAACGCAAAUUGCAAUUAAUAUUUCUCAGACAAAAUGAGAUAGAUCAAACUGAGAUGAAAAGCAUGGAGAUGGAUAAAAAGAGCUUUCUAGAGAAAGCUGUAAUACAUUAUUUGAAGUGUUUGAAAGGUUCUGAAAAACAUGACCUGUGGAUCUUUCGUUUGAUUUCUCUUUGGUUUCAAAACAUAGAAUCUGAUUAUAUUAAUCAAAUUAUAAAACAAAAUAUUUAUAAUUUAGAGACGUAUAAGUUUCUUCCUCUCAUGUAUCAACUUGCCGCUAGGAUGGGUACUCAAUCAUCAGGCAUUUUUCAAAAUACUUUGACUCAGCUAAUAAAGAACAUUGCUUUGGACCAUCCCCAUCAUGCUUUGCCAGUUAUAUUAGCCUUGAGUAAUGCAGACAAAGAUCCUGUUGAAAAAAAGGAAGUCUCUGAGCAAACUGUGUAUUUGCAACAAGCUGAAGUUCCAGCUGUGAAAGAAAGAAUGAAUGCUGCCAAAAAGGUUUUAACUUCUCUUCAAAGGUCCAAAAUAAGUACCUUGCUCAAAAAUUAUGUGUCUCUUUGUGAUGCUUACAUAUCUCUUGCAUAUCUCCCAGUUGACAAGAAGGUCAAAAGAGGAACUAUUCCUCAAAACCAACCAAUACUUAAGUUCCGAAAGCAGGAAAAUAUUCCAAUUAUUACGGAAGAACUAAAAAUUGAUCGAAAAUGUGAAUACAAAAAUGUUGUCGGAAUACACUCUUUUCAUUCUGAAUUCAGAAUGUGUGGUGGUAUCACUUUACCCAAAGUGAUUAAAUGCAUUGGUACUGAUGGUGUAGAAAGGGAACAAUUAGUUAAGGGUCGAGAUGAUCUACGCCAGGAUGCUGUUAUGCAACAAGUAUUUUUCCUGGUUAACUGUUUACUUAAACAAAAGAUGGAAACUCAACAAAGGAAGCUUCAUAUCAGAACAUAUAAAGUAGUUCCUGUUUCUCGAAGAAGUGGUGUAUUGCAGUGGUGUGAAGGUACACAAGUUCUUUCUCAGUAUUUGAUUGGAAGCAAUGGUGCUCAUACAAGAUACUAUCCAACAAUGGCUACACCCUUGGAGUGUCGCAAAAAAAUGGAGAGCAUAUCAAGUGUUUCGCAGUUGCCAAAGAAGAGACAAAUAUUUGAUUCAAUAUGUGCUAGUUUCCCUCCUGUUUUCAGAUACUUUUUCUUUGAAAAUUUUCCUGAACCUUCAGCUUGGUUUGAGCGACGUCAAUCAUAUACUAAAAGUGUUGCUGCUAGUUCAAUCGUUGGCUAUAUAUUAGGACUUGGUGAUAGACAUGUAAAUAAUAUUUUAAUCGAUAAAAAUACAGCCGAAGUUGUCCAUAUAGAUUUUGGUAUUGCUUUUGAAAAAGGACGAAUUUUGGCAACACCAGAAACUGUUCCUUUUCGCUUAACAAGGGAUAUUGUAGAUGGCAUGGGAAUUAAUGGAGUGGAGGGUACUUUCAAAAGAUGCUCAGAAAAAACAUUAGAAGUUAUGAGGAACUCUCAGGAUGUACUUUUGACUAUACUAGAGGUGCUUUUGCAUGACCCUUUGUAUGAAUGGACUGUUCCUGCAUCUAAGUCUUCUCAGAGAUCUAAUGGAUCUUCCAGUAGCCAAAAUAAUCAAGAAGUGAACACUCUUGCUGAAAGAGCUUUAAUGAGACUGCAACAAAAAUUACAAGGUCUUGAAGAAGGUGUUGCUAUGAGUACAGAAGGACAAGUAAAUUUGUUAAUACAACAAGCAAGAGACCCCAAUAAUCUGUGUCGAUUAUACGUUGGAUGGCAGCCAUUUCUGUGAUAAUAAAUUGCAUGUUAUAAAGAAAGUCAGUCACUUGUAAAUAUUUUUUAUGUAAUAAAAAUACUAUUUUUUUCUA
Messenger RNA from Parasteatoda tepidariorum (common house spider), 9172 nucleotides. Its product is annotated as serine-protein kinase ATM. The record is from RefSeq and is a predicted model, not a curated record. Gene Ontology annotation, molecular function: protein binding; protein serine/threonine kinase activity. Gene Ontology annotation, biological process: DNA repair. Lineage: Eukaryota; Metazoa; Arthropoda; Arachnida; Araneae; Theridiidae.